This is a messenger RNA of Paramormyrops kingsleyae, 3896 nucleotides long. Its product is annotated as interferon-induced GTP-binding protein Mx3-like. NCBI's taxonomy places the organism in Eukaryota, Metazoa, Chordata, Actinopteri, Osteoglossiformes, Mormyridae. The record is from RefSeq and is a predicted model, not a curated record. Gene Ontology annotation, molecular function: GTP binding; microtubule binding; GTPase activity. Gene Ontology annotation, biological process: defense response to virus; synaptic vesicle budding from presynaptic endocytic zone membrane; receptor internalization. Gene Ontology annotation, cellular component: synapse; plasma membrane; microtubule.
GUGUUUUUUAUGGGUUUACACGCGAUAUAUGGACGUGUUAUCAGUUGUGAAAUUUUUCACAAAUCAGAAUGUUUAAUAUGAGAUGCUUUUGGAGUCAUGAGGACGUAUGGUUUUGACGUGAGAAGCUAAUGAAAGAAAAUAAAUGGGCAAAAAAAAAGACUGUUUUACGUAAUGUAUUUCUAUUUUCUGAAUUCACACAUCAGGACUAUCACAAGAAGCCACAAUUCGUAUUAUUUCGUGCAUAUAUAACGUUUUUAUGGCCGUUUGCAACGCGAUUAACGAACCGCAAACUUCUUCGACGGUGUCUUAUCCUCUCUUGCGUGUGAUUGAGGCCGCUGCCCGAGCGAUGGUGUCUGGACGAUUUAGCGGCUGCAGGAACGCGACGGGGACUUUGUAGGACCACUGCUGCUCUGUUGGAACUGUUUUAUAUUUUGGUUUAGUUUCUUUUUAUUAAUUGUUUUGUAUUUAAUGUAUAACCUAAGUUUGUUUUGUGUAAUUCUUUUGUUCUCUCUUUUGACCAACUUCAGGGAGUGUCCUCGUUUGUCCGCUUGUAUGCGGGGCGGGUCAUUUUAGCGUGGGUUUGGAACUAGCCGAUGUGGGGUUAGUGUGUCGGGGGCUGGCGUUUGAUGUGUGUGUGUGUGUUCCUUGUGGAUUGGUGUGUUGUUGUUUUUUUUUGUUUGUUUGUUUUACGGGGCCCCUACGCUGACUACCUAUUCUCCACUGUAUCUGGCUCCCCAUUGUAUUUGGCUCCUAUAGCUCCCCUUUGAUGUCAUUGGGAUGAAGUUUGUGCGCUUUUACUGUGUGUUGAGUUCGUGUAAUAAAAGCAUUUUAAGAGGUAUCGCUUCUCCUACCUGCGCGUAUAUCGAACCUGGGUGCCUUAUAUCGUAUUAGAGGAGGAUCAGUUAUUUCCUUGGGUGAAAUUGGCAAGAUGGCGUAGUCUGGCAUGUUACCUCUUCUUUUUGGGGCGGUGAAAACAAUGAUUGGUAUUAAACGAGUCGGAAAAAGAGCCGUCUUUUAUCAUAUCGCCACAUAAAAAUAUAAGAGCCUCAGGCUCAUGGCCACCAGUAGCAUACUCCCUGUGCAACACACGCCGUACGAUCUCCGUUGAACUAUUUGGUUGUGAGUGGAGAGUUUAUGGGAAGAACAGAUUUCCAACAACAGGAUGCUUCGAGCACCUCAGCUAACGCCCCUGCAUAGUAAUUAAACUAAGAACGCAGUAUAUGCUUUUUUCUGUCAGUUAUUCUAAUGUAUAUCUAACGCUAAGUAGUUUUAAGUUUAUAGCCAUUAUAUUUUAAACAAUUUCGUGCACGUUUCAAACAUAUUCCUUCGUAGGAAUAUUUCGUUAAGAAUAUUUUAAUUAAAAAAUGUUGCAAAUUAAAAUCUUCGCUAAGUGCUAUAACAGGAGAAGGAGAGUUCAGAAUCGUCUGUUCUCGUGGAAAACUACAGAAAAUCCCUCAAAGCCGGAACAUUUUUCUGGUAAUCCAAUAUAUCGAAACUGAGUUCUCUCCAGCCUAUGGAGAAACGAAACCUGCCUGAUUCCAUGCAGUUAGUUUCUGUUUCCUUCAAUCUGAGACCUCUAUAUCUUUCCAGCACACAUCCUGGUUCCCUCAGUCCUUCUUUGUCACACGACAUGGAACCUGCAAAACUUGAAGAAUCCGGGUCACUCAGUUCUGCUUUGUCAGAUGACCUGGAGCCGGGCGAACUUGAAGAAACAGCAGCAUCUCCUAAGUCAUGUGGCGUGACUAACAUCCUAAAUGAGCAGUAUGAGCAGAAAGUGCGUCCCUGUAUCGACCUGAUCGACUCCCUGCGCUCACUGGGCGUGGAGCAGGAUUUGGCUCUGCCAGCUAUUGCUGUUAUUGGGGACCAGAGCUCAGGGAAGAGCUCUGUGCUGGAGGCUCUGUCUGGAGUGGCACUGCCAAGGGGGAGCGGAAUUGUCACACGAUGUCCUCUGGAACUGAAGAUGAAGAAAAUAAAGGCAGAGGAUAAAUGGUAUGGUAAAAUAAAGUAUGGAUUAGAGGAAAAGGAAAUUGAAGAUCCCUCUGAAGUGGAGUUGUUCAUUCGAAAAGCCCAAGAUCAGAUUGCAGGUGUUGGUGUGGGUAUCUCUCAAGAACUAAUAAGUCUGGAGAUCUCUUCCCCUGAUGUUCCUGAUCUCACGCUCAUCGAUUUGCCAGGAAUUGCCAGAGUUGCUGUGAAGGGUCAACCUGAUGACAUUGGGGAACAAAUCAAGAACCUGAUAAAGAAGUUCAUCACAAAGCAGGAGACAAUUAAUCUGGUUGUAGUGCCAUGCAAUGUUGACAUAGCAACAACCGAAGCCUUAAAAAUGGCGCAAGAAGUGGACCCUCAUGGUGAACGGACUCUAGGUAUCCUGACAAAGCCAGAUCUGGUGGACAAGGGCACAGAGGAGACAGUUGUGCAAAUCAUCCUCAAUGAGGUCAUUCACCUUGCAAAGGGCUACAUGAUUGUCAAGUGCAGGGGACAGAAGGAUAUUAUAGACAACGUGUCACUUACUGAAGCCCUUGACAAAGAAAAAGCUUUUUUUGAAGGACACAGCCACUUCGACAUCCUCUAUAAGGAAGGCUAUGCCAGCAUUCCACAUCUGGCUGAAAAGCUGACUCUAGAGCUUGUGCAGCACAUUGAGAAAUCCCUGCCCCAACUUGAUGACCAGAUUGAGAUAAAAAUAGCUGAAAUUCAGACAGAGCUUGAGAAGUAUGGAAAAGGACCUCCGAGAGAUGCUGCAGAAAGGAAGGUCUUUUUGAUUGAUAAAUUGACUGAAUUCACACGAGACAUUAUCAACCUGAGCACCGGAGAAGAUCUGAAGAAUGGAAAGAAGUUUAAGCUGCUAUCUACACUGAGAGCAGAGUUUGAAAAGUGGAAGAAACACCUUGACAAAUCUGGGGUAAAAUUCAAUAUCAGGAUUGAAGCAGAAAUGAAAGAGUAUGAAACUAUGUAUCGGGGCAGAGAACUUCCUGGCUUUGUCAACUACAAAACAUUUGAGAUGCUCAUGAAGGAGCAGAUCAGUCAGCUGGAGGAACCUGCUGUAAAGAAGCUCAAAGAAAUUUCAGAUAUAGUGAGGAAAGCAUUUGUAGAAGUUUCUCAACAGAACUUCACUGGAUACCCGAACCUCCUCAAAAUUGCCAAGACUAAAAUUGAAGCCAUAAAGCAGAGCAAAGCCGGCACAACAGAGUCCAUGGUGAGGACUCAGUUCAAAAUGGAGAUGAUAGUGUACACCCAGGACAGCACAUAUGGUCACAGCUUACAGGAGGAGAAGGGGGAGGAGGAGAAGGAGAAUGCUCGUAGGGGUAUAAACCCCGUUCACAGGCAAAAUACUGAGACCACACUACAUGAGAUGGUGAGGCAUCUCAAAUCAUACUAUCGUAUCGCCAGCCAGCGCCUGGCUGACCAGAUCCCGCUAGUCAUACGCUACCAGAUCCUGCAGGAGGCAGCCUUGCAGCUACAGCGGGAGAUGAUACAGCUUCUGCAGGAGAAGGACAACGAGGAUCACCUGCUGAAGGAGGAGUAUGACAUCGGCACCAAGAGGAAUAACUUGGUCUCCAGGCUGAAUCGCCUGAUGCAGGCACAGAGCCGUGUGCUGUCAUUUUAGCCCAGAGGUCUGGCUAACAUUGAUAUAUUACAUUGUUUAUGCAUUUAGAGGAUUUAUUACUGGAAGCUCAAAUACCAUGUAAUGGUAGAUUAUUGUAAUUCAAGUAGUACAUGUACUGUAGCUCACCUGAGUUUUUGUAACACUAGCACAGCGAUAUAGAACAAAUUAUAUAUUUAUUACGUGUCAUUUUACUUGUGAUUUUUGGGAAGAGAAUGUUCUUUGGUGCAUGCAUUUAAUUUGAUUUAAAUGUCUGUAUCCUACCUUUUUGGUAUUAAAACAAGAACUUAGAUGCUUA